Glycine soja is the source of this 1047-nucleotide messenger RNA. RefSeq lists its product as uncharacterized. The transcript has a single exon. Bases 26 to 805 code for a protein of 259 amino acids. The record is from RefSeq and is a predicted model, not a curated record. Lineage: Eukaryota; Viridiplantae; Streptophyta; Magnoliopsida; Fabales; Fabaceae.
GUCAAUUCUCGAUAGCUUCACAAACAUGUCAGGUGGUGUUGGGCCAACAGGCUGUGACAUUAGCCUCCCAAAAGAACAAGAACUUAGUUUCAAAGAACAACAAGACCAACAACAAUCAUUACUCAAGAAUCUCAACAAGCCCACCACACCACCACAACAACACAAAGUGGGUACUAUUCUCUCUUUCAACCAGCUCAAUUCCCUGGCUGUGGUAAUUGUCCUAUCUGCCAGUGGCUUGGUAAGCCCUGAAGACUUUGCCUUUGUGUUCUUCUCCCUUAUUUACCUGCACUUCAUAGCCAAGGUGGCUUUCCCUUCUCUUCAUCCAUCAAGGGACCCCCAAGAAGUCUUCAACCCCCAAAACAAGCUCAUCCAACUUUAUACCCUCAUCGGUGCCACCAUUGGGCUUUUCAUCCCAAUAGCCUACAUUUUCGAGGGUGUUUUUGAGGGUGACAAGGAAGGGAUCAAGGCAGCAGCACCGCAUGUUUUUCUCUUGGCCAGCCAAGUUUUCAUGGAAGGAGUGGCAUCAUCAUCAUCACAAAGGUUCUCGGCUCCGGUUCGAGCUUUUGUUCCAGCAUUCUACAAUGCAAGAAGGAUUUUCACCAUUGUGGAUUGGCUUAGGAGUGAGGUCUAUAAGAUAGAUGGCGAGCACAGUGGGUCUGCUUGGAGGAUUCAUGUUGGGAGAGCACUUGCAAUGGCCAAUAUGGCCUACUGGUCUUUCAAUCUAUUUGGAUUCCUGUUGCCAGUGUUUCUUCCAAAAGUUUUGAAGCUGUAUUACUCGUCUGAGUACAAUGACAAAGACCGAUGAAGGAAGUUUUGUAUGCUUACUCUUGGAAUAGCCAUGCAUUUGAUUUUGAUGUAUAAGGUCUUGAACCACAGGUUUUACUUGUUUUAGCUCUAUAAUUAUUACAUAGUGAAUGUAUUUGAUAUUGGAUGACUGUAGACACAUAAUUUAUACUUAGUGAAUGUAUAUUAUUUAUUAACUAGAUGGGUGAGAUGUAUGAAUUUCGAAAAAGUGGAACUGUCAUUAUGUUUUUAGCUUACUAAGGU